CGGGCGCGCGGGGACCGGUGUGCGGGCGCGGGGGGCUCUGGUGGCACCGGAAAAAUGAUUUCUGAAGGCACCUCCUUCAUGAAGGGUGUGGUGCUCGGAGGAGCAUUCUGCAUGCUGGUGACACUCCUUGGACACAUUAAGGUGGGCCAGGGGACUAAAUCACAUCACCACGAGCACCAUCACAUCCAAGCUCCCAAAAAAGAAGAGGUCUUAAACCUUUCGGAAGCUGAACGCAUGGAGCUUAGUAAGAGUAUCCGUGUGUAUUGUAUCAUCCUUGUGAAGCCAAAAGAUCUGGGGCACUGGGCUGCAGUGAAAGAGACAUGGAGCAAGCACUGUGACAAGGCAGAAUUCUACAGCUCUGAAAAAGUCAAAGUGUUUGAUUCUGUAGCCCUCAACACAAACGAUAUGUGGGUGAUGAUGAGAAAAGCUUACAAGAUAACCUAUGAACGCUAUAAAGAUGAAUUCAACUGGUUCUUCCUUGCAUAUCCAACAACGUUCGCUAUUAUUGAAAAUCUCAAGUAUUUCUUACUGAAAAAAGACCCCUCACAGCCUUUUUAUAUAGGCCACACUGUGAAAUCUGGUGACCUUGAGUAUGUAGAUGGUGAGGGAGGAAUCGUCCUAAGCAUUGAAUCACUAAGACGACUCUCACGUGUUUUUGAAGACACUGACAAGUGCCCAGAGCAGGGAGGUAUGAUUUGGAAACUUGCUGAGGACAAGCAGCUAGCAAUCUGCCUGAAGUACACCGGAGUGUUUGCUGAAAAUGCAGAAGAUUCAGAAGGAAAAGAUGUCUUCAACACUAAAUCAGUCAGUGCCCUCAUUAAGGAAGCCAUGUCCAAUCACCCUGAUCAGGUGGUGGACGGCUGCUGCUCCGACAUGGCCAUCACCUUCAGCAGACUGGCCCCCAACCACAUGCACGUGAUGAUGUUUGGUGUUUACAGGCUGAGACCCUACGGCCACACAUACAAUGAUGCCCUUGUCUUCCUUCCACCUGAAGGCUCAGACAACGAUUGACUGCCCUUCAGAGAGGUUGGAUCCUUGUAUCUGGUGUUCCUGGUGUACAGCUAUGAAUUUUUUUUGCACAUUGAGGUUUGGUAAAGCUCACAUUUUAAAAGUGGAAGGAGAACUCUUUUCUAUAUCUUUUAUACAGAAAUGCUUCUGGCUUUUGACAGUGCUGGAAUGAAAUGUUGAAGUUGCUAAUGUUUAUGAUAAAAGGAAACUAAAUUUAUAUGGGGGGUUUUUACAUGUAAAUAUUUAUUAAUGAAAAUUCAAACUAACUUUAGUCUACUAUUACAAAUAUAUUUUUGCAAGAUUUUGAUUUUUUUGGUUCUUCCAGGCAUUUCUAGAAUGUCUUUCUAUCUUUGUAAAAGGUACUAAUAAAACUGACUAGACUCAAAGACCAA
Messenger RNA from Apus apus (common swift), 1400 nucleotides. RefSeq names its product C1GALT1 specific chaperone 1 (gene C1GALT1C1). The record is from RefSeq and is a predicted model, not a curated record. The transcript has 2 exons. Gene Ontology annotation, molecular function: N-acetylgalactosaminide beta-1,3-galactosyltransferase activity. The coding region runs from base 55 to 1011 and encodes 318 amino acids. Lineage: Eukaryota; Metazoa; Chordata; Aves; Apodiformes; Apodidae.